AUGGCUGACGCCAUUUCAGGAACCUGUUCUAUUACAGGGACGGCUGGUGCCGCAGCGACCGAUGAGUCAGUUCCUGCUGCGGCGGUUCCUUCUGCACCAGGCCCAACGGCACCGUUAGGGGCUGCGGCUCCGUUAGCUACUGCGCCUGGCCCCGUUGAAGCAGCAGUUGGUAUGGCGGCGCCUGUGUUCCCUGGUCCAGUGCCUCUAACCGGAAACGUGACGGUUGGGUCAAAUGGACGGAGGAGCGUCAGCCUCCAGACGCGCUUCCUCUCCCGCGGUCAGCGGAAGGAGCUCGCCGCGCUGCGCGUCCAGCUCAGGAAAUCCGCGGCUCGCUCUGUGGUAAAAGCAGCAGCGCGCCCCCAAUUAGCGGCAGCGGCACACACAGCAGAGGCGGUGGAGAGCUUGAAGCUGGAGCCUAUCGCUGAGAUCAGCGGCACCGUCAACCUGCCCGGCUCCAAAUCCCUUUCCAACCGCCUUCUGCUGCUCGCUGCUCUUGCCAAGGGCGAGACGGUGGUGGAUAACUUGCUCGCGAGCGACGACGUGACCUACAUGCUCGCUGCUCUGCGCGCCCUGGGAGUGCCCCUUGUGGAGAUGCCUGAGAAGCGGAGGGUCAUAGUCACCGGUAGCGCAGGGGUGUUCCCCGUGGGGAGGGAGGAGGAGGGGGAGGAGGGAAAAGAGGCGGAAGUGGUGGAUCUGUUCCUGGGGAACGCGGGGACGGCUAUGCGCCCGCUUACUGCUGCUGUGGCCGUGGCUGGGGGCAACAAGAGCUACGUGCUUGACGGGGUUCCCAGGAUGCGUGAGCGGCCAAUUGGCGAUUUGGUGGCGGGGCUGCAGCAGCUGGGGUGCGACUGCGAGUGCUCUCUUGGAACCAACUGCCCGCCCGUGCGCGUGGCAGCCAAGGGGGGACUCCCUGGCGGCACGGUGAAGCUGUCAGGGGCAGUGAGCAGCCAGUACCUCACGGCCCUCCUCAUGUCGCUCCCCUUGGCGAAAGGAGACAGCUCUAUCGAGAUGAUUGACAAGCUGGUGUCCGUGCCCUAUGUGGAGAUGACUCUCCGCCUCAUGGAGAGGUUCGGUGUGAACGUCCAGACGGAGGGCAAUUGGGAGCAGUUCCUGAUUCCGGGCAACCAGACCUACAUCUCCCCCGGCCGAGCCUUUGUGGAGGGGGACGCAUCCAGCGCCAGCUAUUUCCUUGCUGGGGCUUCCAUCACUGGAGGCACCGUCACGGUGCAUGGGUGCGGGCGCAGCAGCCUGCAGGGUGAUGUGCACUUUGCGUCAGUGCUCGAGCAGAUGGGUGCUACAGUGACGUGGGCGGAGGAGAGUGUCACUGUAACGGGGCCUCCCCCAGCAGCCAAUGGGAGCAUCCGGCGGCUCAAGGGCAUCGACGUCAACAUGAACAAGAUGCCAGAUGUCGCCAUGACAUUGGCUGUCGUGGCUCUCUUUGCUGAAGGCCCCACUGCCAUCCGUGACGUGGGAACAUGGCGUGUGAAGGAGACAGAGCGAAUGAUUGCCAUUUGCACUGAACUGACCAAAUUGGGAGCACAUGUGGAGGAGGGUCCGGACUACUGCAUCAUCACACCCCCGGAGCGUGUGCUCCCCGCGGAAAUCGACACUUAUGACGAUCACCGCAUGGCCAUGUCAUUCGCCCUCGCCGCUUGCUCCGGAACCCCCGUCGUGAUCCGCGACCCUGGAUGCACGCGCAAGACCUUCCCCGACUAUUUCGACGUGCUUAAGAGCCAACGCUGUGGGACAAGUUCUGGCACCAUGCUCUUCCUCCUCUCAUGGCCGCUCCUAUCGCUGCUGGGGUACCUGUAUCCAGCAUACGCAACGUACAAGACCGUAGAGCGACGCUCGUCGGAACCAGAUGAUUUCCGCUUCUGGUGCAAGUACUGGGUGAUCAUGGCGGCAUUCCACGUCUUGGAGAGCUGCCUUUUCUUCGGCCUUAUCACCUGGCUUCCGUUCUAUGACGUCUUCAAGGUCCUCUUCUGCGUUUACCUCUGGCAUCCGCGAACGCAGGGCACUCUGUUGAUCUACCACCGUGCCAUCGUGCCUGCUUUGUCGCGCCACGAGCAAGAGAUUGACCGCAGGAUCGCGGAGGUGCAGACACGUGGCAUGGAUCUGGCCGUUGAGUACUCUCGCAUUCUCGCAUCUAAGAUCAUGUCUCUCGCCAAGGCGGGCGCCGAGGCCGCCCCUAAAGUCUACGAACGUUACCAGCAACACGCUGCCGCCCAGCCUGCUGCGUCCACAGCAUCAACCUCCUCGUAUUCUUCUGGAGAGCUGGGAGAUAAGAUCACAGGCUUGGGGGACCCGGCAGUCGCUGACACUUGGCGCGUUCCUGAUUCUGAUUUGCUCGCCGUUGCCAUGUAUCGGUCCAGCGGCUCACGCUAUGGAAGCGACUACCGAAGCGAUUACAGGGGAGGUGACUAUAGAGGAGGCGACUACAGGGGAGGCGGAGGCGGGUACCAGACUUCCGCUCGGCUUUACGUCGGUCGUCUGUCCACGCGGACUCGCACUCGCGACCUCGAGUCCCUUUUCGGGAAAUACGGAAGGAUUCGUGAUGUGGACAUGAAGCGUGACUAUGCAUUCAUUGAAUAUAGCGACUCGAGGGACGCGGAAGACGCAGCGCAUUAUCUGAACGGCAAGGAGGUGGACGGCAGCCAUAUCAUCGUGGAGUUCACUCGCAGGGGUCCGCGCGGGCAGGGCUUCGGAGGCCCUCCAGGUCCGCGCAUGGGGGGCAUGGGCAUCACGCAGGGGCGCUGCUACAACUGCGGCAAGGACGGCCACUGGGCGCGCGACUGCCGCAAUGGGGACUGGGGCGGCAAGUGCUACCGAUGUGGCGAGCGUGGGCAUAUUGAGAGGGACUGCCGGAACAGCCCAGCCCAGAGGUAUCGGUCUCGCAGCCGCAGCCGCUCACGCAGCCCUCGUCGCGGGCGUGACCGGCGCAGCCGCAGCAACAGCAAGGACAGGGACGAGCGCAGCAAGAGCCGCAGCCGCAGCAGGAGCCGCAGCCGCAGCCGCAGCAACGACCGCGAGAAGGACCGCAGCAGGAGCAGGAGCAGAAGCAACGAGCGCGGGAAGGAUCGGGAGAAUGGGAAGAAGGCCGGAAGCCACAGCCCUUCGCACAGCCGCAGCCGCAGCAGGAGCGCGAGCAAGGAGAGGAGGAACAGCCGGAGCCCUAGUGCCGAGAAGAAGGAAGAGAAGAGCCCGAGGCGGAGCAGGAGUGCGAGCAAGGAGAGGAGCAAGAGCAGGAGUAAGAGCCCUGCUAGGAGUGCUAGCCCUGCCAGGAGGAGUGCUAGCCCUCGUGAUGGUGGUGAUGGUGGUUCGCCUAAGAGGUCCCCGAUGCAGGAUGCAGAUGGGGAGAGGAGCCCUGAGAGGAAGGCAGAUGAUGCGGGAAAGGGUGUGGAUGAGUAG
This is a messenger RNA of Closterium sp. Yama58-4, 3408 nucleotides long. Lineage: Eukaryota; Viridiplantae; Streptophyta; Zygnematophyceae; Desmidiales; Closteriaceae. The record is from the annotation of a GenBank genome assembly.